Molecule: messenger RNA, 2468 nt
Organism: Labrus bergylta (ballan wrasse)
Lineage: Eukaryota; Metazoa; Chordata; Actinopteri; Labriformes; Labridae
Gene: foxj2
Product: forkhead box J2
Biological process (GO): regulation of transcription by RNA polymerase II
Cellular component (GO): nucleus
Molecular function (GO): DNA-binding transcription factor activity, RNA polymerase II-specific; RNA polymerase II cis-regulatory region sequence-specific DNA binding
Source: RefSeq, a predicted model, not a curated record
GAAGAAGGAGAGGGAGGGAGGGAGAAAAAAAGGAAGCUCCUCGAUAAGUUUUCUGUGUAUAUUUCUAAGAAGUUACACAAACUUUCACAAACUAAGGGUGUGACUGGAAGCCCUGUGGACAUCAACAUGUGGAACAGAGAGAUCUGUUGACGAGGACGGACACCAGUUUGUCUAAAGCUGUGCACAGCUGAUGACUACAUCAAAUAUCAACACUUUUUAAGGCCUUGGGCCUCGAGUGACUGUACAGAUCCUGGACAGACAAUCAGGAAGACAAUGUCCUCAGAGUUGGACUCCAGUCUCACCAGUAUCGACUGGCUGCCUCGGCUGGGAUUCAGCAGCCUGCGCUCGGGGAGGGAGAGAGGAGGAGGAGGAGGGGAGAGGGAGAAGAGGAAAGAUCGAGGGAAGGAGAGAGGAGAUUUUUUACCCUCUGUACCAGACCCCUCCCCUUCGAACUCGAAAGGGAAACCCCCUCACAGCUAUGCUACUCUCAUUGCCAUGGCAAUAGCAGCUGCACCUGAGAGGAAGUUGAGUUUGAAUGACAUCUACACCUGGAUCAGUGACACUUUCCCCUACUACAGCCGAGCUGGCCGAGGAUGGAAAAACUCCAUCCGGCAUAAUCUGUCUCUUAAUAAAUGCUUCAGGAAGGUUCCUCGGCCACAGAAUGACCCUGGCAAGGGCUCCUAUUGGACGAUGGAUGGACCUGCAGAAGCCAACCAAUUGAGGGCCCCUAAACGUCCUUAUCCAGAGGAGGAAGAAGAGAAGCACAGUGUUCCUCUGAUAGAAGGUACACAGGCAGAGAGAGGACAUUCUCCUCACCAACAACAACCAGCCUCCAUCACAGACCUCCAUCUACUCAACGUAGAGCCUUUGGGAGCCGUUCAUCAACAUCCACGUGGUCCUGCCUCCCUCUCUCCUCCCCCAUGCAAGCAAUCAUCCCCCUACAUGCCAAGUCCAGUGUCCAGUCUCCCUGUCCCUCAUCCAUCUGCUCCUCCUUCAGCGGAGCUCCCACCAGCCGCCCCCAUCACCUCCACCAACUCUUUCCAACCUCCUCACCCACCUUGCUCCACUUUUUCACUCCCCGCUGCCUCUGCUCCACCUCUGUCUGCUUCUCCAUCUGCUUCCUCUUUCUCUGAUGCCCCUCUCUCCUUUCCUGCUAUGUCAGGGCCUGUUUCUGUCCCCACUUUCUCCUGCACCCAGAACUCAGCUCCUGUGUCUGUUUGCACCGUGUCUGGACCCUCUCACCCCUCUGUAUGUGUUACUCCUGCAUCGCUCAAUGCCCCGCCGGCCUGCUCCCUGAACACCUCCACAGAUCCUCUGCUGCGUUUCACCUUCGAUGAGCUGAAUUUACCAGACUUGUAUGCAUCUUUCAAGUCUAUUUUCAAGACCAUGCGGGACAGAGGAGGCUCUCAGUCUGAUUUUAUUCCCCUGACUGGCCUUACCAAUGACACUACUCCUCUACACACUCCAACACUUCUACCAAUGUCUCCUCACCCUGCCACUGCCCCACCCGCUCAACCUACACCCGCUGCACUGCCUCCACUGCCUCUACAGCCUCCACAGCAUCCUGAGAUGGAGCGUGUCCCACAAUACACAGUGCCAGCAGAUUGGUUCAGUAAUCCAGAUUCUUUGAAGGAGAGCUGCCGCAUCGCUAGCAACAUCGACUGGGCGAAUAUCGACCUCUCCGGUCACCCAGACCUUUUGGAGAGCAUGCGGCAGGCGGAGCUCUGCGACUGGGCCCUGGACCCGGCGCUCUUCACCUCUCUAUGCGACUCUUUGAACCGCUUCUUCACUCAGAAAGGAAUGAUCACCUCUGGGAAUAACUCCCCUCUAGCUGUUGGUGCUCCUCACUCCCAACAGGUCUCCCCCUUCACCUCAAACCCGCCCCUUACCCUCGCCAGCCUCACUCACCCCUCACCCCUCCCCUAUUGCCCCAUUCUCCCCCCGGCCAGUGGAGCACAGCCGCCCCGGAGGCCUCUGCAAGGACAAGGAUUGCAAAGACCGCAGUUCACACAACCUGCAAACACAACCGCCGGGAUGCAGCCGCAGUCUAUGACCCCUCGACAGCGUCCUCCACUGAGGGGCCUGCACAGCAACAGCGAGGAGAUCCAGGAUGACUUUGACUGGGAUUCUCUGCUCGCUUGACCUCCGCUGUCUGCGAAGAGAAACGAUUAAACUGAACAUUUCAAGAAAGUGUCUCUUCACAGCCAUCUGUACAAGACUGUGCAGGAACUAUUCAGCCUCUCAGAGAGUAAGUCUGGGAUUAAGCUUGUCUUUUAUAAUUGAAUGCUGUUCUUAAAUAUUUUUCACUUUAAUUCAGAUUCAUAUGCUGUAAUCAUUUUCAUUGUGUAUCUUUUGCAAGUUGCGGUUAGGGUGUUUAUAAUGUUUCAUUGCAGUUAUGAAGCUUGUUCACCAAAGAAAAUAAAGGCCAAACAUAUUGUUGACAUAAAGCAGUUAAAAAAAAAAAAAAA